UGCAGUCGCUUCGGUAAUCGAGCGUCGAGCUUCCCGAUCGUCGCCUCCUCCAGCCACCAUGCGCGCGGAUCGGGCACGGAGCAGCAAGGGGAGGACCACCGCACAGCCCGCAGCUUGUUAGCGUGCGUGUGCGUGUGUGUGCGUGUGCGUGCGGGACAGGAAAGGCAGGCUUGUGUUGUCGACAUGGAUGUGGCGUCUUCCACCCGCACAGCGCAGAGAGUCAUGCGCUGAUCAUCUGGAUGAAAGUCAAAAGUGGGGUUGGGUGGCCAUGGACCCAUUCAGCCAGCUUAUCCUCACCAUCGGAGUGACCAGUUUCUUCACCUUCCAGUGGCUCUUCCACAAAGUCAGCCCCUGGGUGUCCACACAAAUCAGCCCUGGCUUCCUCGGCCUCAGUGACAAGCAGAAGGUGGAAUGGAACUCAAGGACAGUUUCAACGUUCCACGCACUGUUGGUGGGAAUCUUCUGUCUCUCCAUCUUGUACUUCGAUGAUGCCGUCAAUGAAGACCCAGUCUGGGGAGAUCCUGCACUGGUGAAGAUUAAUGUUGCCAUCACAACAGGCUACCUCAUAUCUGAUCUGCUGCUAAUAUUUUACUAUUGGAAGGCGAUAGGGGACAAGUUUUUUGUAGUUCACCAUCUGGCAGCGUUGUAUGCUUACUACUAUGUACUGGGCGUUGGAAUGUUGCCUUAUUUUGCUAACUUCCGUCUGCUCGCUGAGUUUUCUACACCAUGUGUGAACCAGCGCUGGUUCUUCGAGGUACUAGGUUACCCCAAGUCCUCGCGGCCCAACUUGGCAAAUGGCGUUGCCAUGGCAGCUGUGUUUUUCGUGGUACGCAUCGCCGUCAUACCCGUCUACUACAGUCGCAUGUAUGCAGUCUAUGGCACGGAGGCCUUCUACCUUGUGCCGUUGGGGGGCCGCGUAGCGUGGAUCUGCUCCAGCAUCUGCUUGGAUGUCAUGAACAUUAUGUGGAUGCAUAAGAUCGCCCGUGGCUGCUACAAGGUGUUGCGCACGGCUCACCGGAGCAAAGCCAGCACGCCUCAGGAGAACGGGAAGACAGAUUAAGGGAACCAGGAAGUCCAUGGCCACAAUUUGGACAAAAAUGACGUCACUCUCAUUGCACUGGUUAGCUACAGGUGGGACCCUCCCAUGUCGAGCUGCUUCAGCAGGAGCACACCUUGGAUUUGUGACAUAAAAAUGCUGAAUAUAAUGAGGGAAACUGAGAUUCCUUUUGGAAAGUGGGUACAGUCACUGAGACGUACCGAUGGACCAAUUAACUGGCCGUCCGUAAGCCGUGAAAUUACGUCUUGGCAAUACUCUGCGGCAUGGCCACUUCUUUUUUCUCUUGAACAAUUUUACGACUACACAAAAGGGGUUGUGCGGGGACAGUGGACUGUUAGCCCGAACCAGAAAUUGUCAAAAAGUUUACUGUUCUUUACAUAUUUGUUAGUCAACGAAUGAAUUCAAACGUUGAGUUUGUGUCGACAAAGAGGCCAACACUUGAGGGAACCGUGUAAUAAAGGUAUUGGUGCCAUGAAACCAUUGGGAGAUGCCUCCUGGGGGAGAAGAGUCUAGCAUCGUUUUUAUUUCCCUCCUUUUAGAUGCAGGUACUUGGUUGAGAUGCACAAAGGGUAAUAACUGAGAAGAAUACCCCCUGGUAUCACCUGGUCACUCAUUCGUUUUCAUUCACUUAAGAGUUUCAUUUUAAAAAUUGGCCUUUAAGAAAUGUAUGGCGACAUUGUGAGUGUCGGUGGCAUUUGAAUGGUUCAUUUAUAUUAUGUAGGGGUUGAUGGGCGUCAGUGCCACGUGUGUUGUCUGUGUCUUUAAUCCUGCUGGAGCAGAAGUGGAACAGGACACUGGUGUGUUCAGGGUACAUCAGUGCUAAAAGGGAAACUGAAUGUCAAUACUGUGGGUUUUUUUUACUCUUCAUUUUGCAAUGCAAGGACCGUAACCGUAAUGAAAUAGAGGCCACAGUUAACAUCCGAUUUGUAAAUACACAUGAUUCAAUGUGUUUACGAAGUGACGUGUCACAUUCACACUGCGUUUUUAUUUAUUUCACGUUGUGAUGUUUGUGAAGGGGUGAAACUGACUUGGAAUCUGUGUCAUAGACAAACCUAAUGUUCCAUGAAGAGUUAGGAGCUGUGUCUCAAUUCAGGGGCUGUACCGCUCGGAGGCUGCAUUGGAAGAGCGAUUGGGUCAAGGUGGCACGAUCAGACCGUUUCAUUUCAAAGACUCCUUUAAACGCGGACAAAUUAGUCUUUUCAUCCCCAGGAAAGAAGGCCGCAAUGUAUGGAUCUAUCCCAGAAUUCAUUGCGUUUUACUGUUUUUCAAAGAGGUAAUGGCGCCGGCAAGAAAUGAGACAUCUGAUGCUUCAGUAUCACACUUCCAAGUCAACCAAACAGUUAAUGUUGAGCACGUUAAAAAAUCAAGGAGCAUUCAAACUUUCUCGCUGUGUCCAACUUCUGCUCCGUUGCUAGGUAACAGCAAUAAGGGCGGUAUGAGCUAGUGACACCCAUCAUGGAAAUCCUCUGUAGAUCAGACCGACUCAUUGUGGUUCAGCCUUCACGGUCUACCCAGCCCGCAAAGGCCCGCCUCCUUUACUGUCCGGGUAGACUGAGUCCUCUGUAGGAGGUCGACCCGUGAAUUGGGACACAGCUUUGUUUGGAGGUUUAUAUAAUAUUCACACUUCCUGUCAAUUGUUGUUUUAUAGGCACAAACUGUUAAUUUGACCCCUCGGCAACAAUUACCAACAAGCUGCAUGCUGCUACGUGUUUUACAAAUGAGGAGUAGAUUGUUUCCCAGACAAAAAAAUCUGUGUUACAUACGGUUUAGAUGAAUUAGUUAAUGUCAGAAAAUAUUUUAUAGUCAGAAAGAGCAUUGUAAUAGAACCAGCCUCUGCCUCGUGUUGUAUAUGAUUUACAAGCUGGACACAAGUGUUUUAAGUUUGUCAGUGGGUUCUACUUGUUUUGUUUAGCAUCAUUCUACUGACCCCCGUACAACACUGAACACAUGGAGCAACUCAAAGGUAUUUACGGUUUGUGUAUCCUCUGUUUAAAAAUGAAAAGUUGCAAUUCAUCUGUAAUCCGCGAUACCUACUUGAAUAUUGAAUUGUAAAUGUAUCUUUUUAUGAGCUGUACAUUAAAAGCUGGCAUAUGUGAAAGUGAAACAGGGAUUGCUAAUAUGCCUUGCUUUAUGUUCCGAACUUUUGUUUUGUUGCCUUUUUUGUUGCAAAUUAUUGUUGCACGGUGAAUAUUUUGUUACUCGACUCCUCACGACACUGUGAUUUACUCCCCCCCCCAUCCCCACCCCCUCAUGUACAAUGUGAUUGUUGAGCCUUUUGCAAUUGAGCAGUUUCAAAUGUAACAAACCAAGAGGCUUCUCGAGGCUGGUUGUUUUUGCUUUGGUUGAGGAUUUUAAAAUUGAAAACAAAUACAAAAAAAAACCUAUGUUUAUGUGCCAGUGCUUGUUUCUUUACAAUUCCAUGGUUAAAAAAAAAUAUUUUUGUGCUGUCGUAGGAUGAUGCUGCUUUUCUUUCCCCAUGCAGCAGUGCCAACUCGCAACCACAAGUUCAGUGGUUACAAUUAGUUCUGUUCAGCUGUAGUUCUGUUCUGUUUGCCAUGGUAAAACUUUUCAGUUGGCGCCAUUAAACCAGUGUGCUUGGAUUAGGACGGAUUGUAUGUAUGAAAGGCGUAUGUCCUCCACAUCACAAGAGAAUAUCGCUUAUCUCCCUAGUUAAAGAGCAGCCAGGAUGUGGCGUCUUAUAACGUCAGUGUGAUUCAAUAGAAAAUCUUGCAAAGGGAUUCAGGACGGCAGCAGACGGCCACAAGUGGGCGUCUCUGAGCAGGGUCAUGUAUGGUCAACAUUGUCUAUUACUGCAUGUGGUAUCGCAUGUGUAUGCACUGUAAAACAAGCAUAUACACGUGCAACAGUAAUUUUGUUAUUUUUUUCUUAGUACAUGUACAUAAUGUUUACUUAAGCUUUAUUCUUGUACUGUGUCACCCAAUGUAAAUCCGCAACUGACGAGGAGGAUGGUUUGGGGGAGAAUAUUUAAAAACUUUAGUCCAAUAUCCAGCACAGAAGUAAAUCGCAAAGGGAAACUUGAAUACUAGUCAGCACAGUUUAUAAGAACCUGGGCAGUGCAAAUACACAUGAAUACUAGGAUCACCUUGCAACAUUGUCUUUAAUUUAUUAAUCCAAGAGAAUAAAACAAGGCAGACAUUACGGUACCACAGCGUGGCGCUGUCGUCUGCUCUGAAUGUACAGGAGAGAUGUAGGUGGAAGGUUUGGUGACGAUCCAUGAAUGUGUUUGGAGAUGAGAAAAUAUUUGUCACUUACAGUUUUUUCACUUGUCCAUCACAAUAAAUACCAAAUUAACCCUCGGCCAUGAAAAUAAUGUUUUUUUUUAUCACUGAAUCAAUAAACCAUAAAUGUAUGGAUUUCAAUCUACUGCCAAGAACAUGAAUGUCAUUAUUACUGAGUACAACUGAGCAUAUAUGAUAAGUUAUUAUUGCCUUUGUUUUGCUCAUGUGACAACAUUUGCUUUCAGGAAAAGCAACAUACAGAAACUGCCAGUAAAAACAAAGUGAACUUUG
Molecule: messenger RNA, 4587 nt
Organism: Limanda limanda (common dab)
Lineage: Eukaryota; Metazoa; Chordata; Actinopteri; Pleuronectiformes; Pleuronectidae
Product: TLC domain-containing protein 4-B-like
Exons: 7
Coding region: 188-1060 (290 amino acids)
Biological process (GO): lipid homeostasis
Cellular component (GO): membrane; endoplasmic reticulum
Source: RefSeq, a predicted model, not a curated record